Molecule: messenger RNA, 1076 nt
Organism: Malania oleifera
Lineage: Eukaryota; Viridiplantae; Streptophyta; Magnoliopsida; Santalales; Ximeniaceae
Exons: 4
Coding region: 362-886 (174 amino acids)
Source: RefSeq, a predicted model, not a curated record
AAGGCAUGCAAUUUAAGCUUCCAAAAUAUAAAAUUGAUGUUUUUUUAUUUUUAAAAAAUAUUAAAGCUCGUUGAUACAAUUCCAUCUCCACAUGUAAUUUAACGGAUUUAGAUCCAUCCUAUAAAAAAAUACUAAUCCAAAACAUUCUAUGCUUCUGUAGUCAUCUGAUGGGGACCGCGCGUAAGUUGUAGCUACAAGCCUACAGCUCAUUUUACUGUGGGUCAUAGGCUCAUAGCAGCGUUCACUCACCAGCGCUCCAGUCUCCAGGAGUCCAGUGGGGUUUGCUUUGUAGAGAAGAGACUCAUACAGCGCAGAAGAGAUUGAGAUUAGACAAACUAGAGAGAAGAAGAACAAGAAGAAAAUGUCUGCUGUUGCUUUUCAGUCAGUGCCAUCAUUGCUCAAGAUGCCAUUCUCUAUCAUUAGAGUGGCCAAAAUUGCAGCUACUCCUGUUUUGCAUCGUCGCUUUUAUUCCCCUUACACUCAAUGCUCUGUGACUUUCGGUGAUAACAUGGUGAUUGGAGCCAAGUCAAGGAGGAUUCGCUCUGUUCGCUGCUUCUCUGCAUUAACUCCUGAGCUCAAGACUACCUUAGAUAAAGUUGUUACGUCACACAAAGUGGUUCUUUUUAUGAAGGGAACCAAGGACUUCCCACAAUGUGGAUUCUCACACACUGUGGUGCAGAUAUUGAAUUCCUUGAAUGUGCCUUUUGAAACAAUAAACAUACUAGAAAAUGAAUUAUUGCGUCAGGGCUUGAAGGAGUAUUCCAGCUGGCCUACCUUUCCUCAGCUUUAUAUUGAAGGAGAAUUCUUUGGUGGCUGUGACAUCACUGUUGACGCAUAUAAAAGCGGGCAAUUGCGUGAACUGUUGGAGAAGGCAAUGUGCUCCUAAUGAUCAACUACCUUUGCCAAGUUUAAGGUUGUCCAAGGUUAAAUUCUCUUUGAUUUGAUACUGGAUAUAUUUGUUUACUUCAUUGAGUAGACUUGUGAAUUUGCAAUGUAAGAUAACAUUUCUAUAUGGGGACAGCAAAAUUCAUUUCAAACAGUACCUUACAAAAUUAUUGGGAACUACUUCCUUGAAA